Molecule: messenger RNA, 1557 nt
Organism: Alligator sinensis (Chinese alligator)
Lineage: Eukaryota; Metazoa; Chordata; Crocodylia; Alligatoridae
Gene: SPRYD4
Product: SPRY domain containing 4
Exons: 2
Molecular function (GO): protein binding
Source: RefSeq, a predicted model, not a curated record
GGGCGGGGCCUGGGGGCUGAUAUUGCCCCAUGGGGGUGCUGCUUGUGCCCCUGUGGGAUAUGGCCCCUGGGGGGGCUGUUGUGUGGCCCCCUGCCCCUUUGCCUGGGGGGCUUGGCAGGGUGCCCCCCCAGCCUGGCAGGGCCCCUUUUCAUUGUCCGCCCAUCUGCCCUGUCCCUGCCCUCCGUGUUCACUUGCUGGCACGACCUUGGUCUUGGCGUGGCUCCGGGCCACGGCACUGUCCUUCCCACCCCACCCCCCACAAGCCCUUGGCUCCCACCCGUACACAUCCAGCUGCGACCCGCUCUCAGGUGCCAAGCCGGCAGGGCCCAUGCCCCACGACAUGCAGUAGUGCCCACGCCACGGGCUCCAUUCCUAACGCCCCCCUCCCCCAUUGCAGACAUCACCUUCAAGCUGGACGAGCGCACGGCGCACAGCACCCUGGACCUGUUCAAGCGGGACACGGGCGCCGUGUACCGCGGGGUGGGCAUUGACCCCACCAAGGCGCCCCGGCCCCGCAACCCUGAGCGCUUCCGGGACUGGGCCGUGGUGCUUGGCGACACGGCCGUGGAUGCCGGGCGCCACUACUGGGAGGUGACGGUGAAGCGGUCGCAGCAGUUCCGCCUCGGCGUGGCCGACGUGGACGUGUCGCGGGACGGCUGCAUCGGCACCGACGAGCGGUCCUGGGUAUUCGCCUUCGCCCAGCGCCGCUGGCAGGCCUUCGUGGGCGGCGAGGCCAUGCCGCUGCCCAGCGUGGGGCAGCCUGAGCGCGUGGGGCUGCUGCUGGACUAUGAUGCUGGGCACCUCAGCCUGGUGGACGCGGGCUGGCGCCGACGCCUCCACACGCUGUCGGCCGACUUCCGGAGCCCCGUGGUGCCCGCCUUUGCCCUCUGGGACGGCGAGCUCCUCACGCACUCUGGGCUCAAUGUGCCUGAGGACCUGACGGGCGACUAGCUGUGGCCCUGGGAGCCUGGACUUCUGCCCUGGGGGUGUCGCCCCAGCCAGGCCAGGGCUUUGCCAGCCGGACAUGGCCUUGCUGUCUGCCCUGGGCAGCUCUGUGCCACUCCCAGUCCCUCCUCCACCCACCGUGGCAUCCUCAGAUCCUCUGUGCCAGCCUGUUUACAGCUAGCGCCAAAUGCCUGCCCUGCCCUGGGUUCAGGGGAAGCUGUUGCCCCCUCCUGGUGUGGGGGGAGCAGGGGGUUGGGCAUCAGUGCCCUGCCAGACUGGCAUGGGGCAUCUCACAAGCACUUUACCCACGGUCCCUUCAGUGGGAGCCCCCCAACAACGCACCGGCUGCCAGGACUGGACAUGGGUGGGGGAGCUGGGCGUCUCGGCCCCUUUCUCCCAGCUCGCUCCUCUCGGGGGCAGGGGGGACCUUGGGCCUUUGUGCCCCCCCAGGGUUCCCGUCCCCUGUGCUCUGUGCCCGGCUCAGCCCUUGCUGGGUGCUUGGGGCUGCAUUUGCAAUAAACCAGGCAUGUGACUCCCUGCCUGGCGUUUGCCCCUAUGUUCCCGCGCCAUAGGGGAAGGGCGUGGUCGUAGGGUAGGGGAUCCCAGUCGGGU